Argentina anserina (silverweed cinquefoil) is the source of this 651-nucleotide messenger RNA. RefSeq lists its product as uncharacterized. The record is from RefSeq and is a predicted model, not a curated record. The coding region runs from base 68 to 469 and encodes 133 amino acids. Lineage: Eukaryota; Viridiplantae; Streptophyta; Magnoliopsida; Rosales; Rosaceae. The transcript has 5 exons.
CGCACCAUUAUUAGCUGAGAGAAUCACAGAGACGGAGGGAGAGAGACAGAGAGAGAAGAAGAAGACGAUGAUACCGCAUCAAUGGGGUCCUCCCUGCAAUUACGAAUGCACGCACAAAUACUCCGCCCUUAUGCAGAUUCCAUGGCGAGUAUUUUGCAAGAAAGGGUGUGACACUGAUGGAGAGACUUGGGAAGAAUGCUUGGAGGAGUGCAAUGAGAUCUGUUACAAAGAUCCAGUCUUAAAGGAUCAACAAUGGAGUGCUUGCAUUGAUCGUUCUCCUGGAGUUGAAAGGUACUCAGAGGAGUGCUUUCAUGCUUGCUUAUCCGGCUGUGGUUACAAGUUUAACAAACCUCCAGAAAUAGCUGAUAAAGUCCGCCCAAACAGGCCACCGAAGCCUCCCCCUGUACCAAAGCCACCGCUUGUUGAAUCCAAAGCAACGGCCGAAGACGUACUAGGAACUUCUGCCUAGUGAGAGCUCCAGAGAUCUAAUUAUACAAUAAAUCAAUAAUAUAAUUACCAACACCUUAGUUAGCUGAAUAGUUUGCAAGUAUUUUUUCACAGCAACUAACAUCUUGGUUUCCAUAACUGAAAGUUUUCACCUUCAGAAUGUAGACUGAUCCCCUUUUAUGUCAUCAAAUAUUAUCUGAUCGA